AUGAACAAGAGCACUACCGACGUACCAGUAUCUACAAGGGAGAAAACUGAUUUGGGCAUAAGAUUGCCUGGAUCCGUGAAACCACUCCAUUACCUGAUCAAGCUCCAACCCUUUAUCAAUGGCAACUUUAGCAUCUUCGGCUACAUGGAGGUGGAGAUGGAGGUCCUGGAACCGACCUCCAACAUCACGCUCCACAUGGCUGACAUCAUCACUAAAAAUGACACAAUAAAGGUGUAUGCUCCUGGUCAAGAGAAAGGCCGAGGUGAGGGGAUCAAAAACCAUGAGUACGAUCAUGAUCGUCAAUUUUAUAUCGCCUACGUUCUUUCCAUGGAGUUCCUUGGUUAUCUUAAUGACAAGCUGCACGGCUUCUACAGGUCGACCUACAUGGAUGCUGCAGGCAACACCAGGAACAUUGCUGUGACACAGUUUCAGGCUACUGAUGCCCGCAGAGCCUUCCCUUGCUUUGAUGAGCCUGCCCUAAAGGCAACCUUUGAAAUUCACCUCGCUAGGGAAUCUUCGAUGACGACCCUCUCUAACAUGCCCAUUGCAGAAACUGUGCCUAUCACGGGGCAGGAGGGUUGGGUGUGGGACCGUUAUGAGAAGAGCGUCCCGAUGUCCACCUACCUCGUCGCCUUCGUCGUCUCGGAUUUUGUUCAAGUCAACACCACAGUGAAUGACAGCGUGGUACUUCGAGUGUGGGCGCGACGAGAAGCAAUAGAUCAGGCAGAGUAUGCACUGAAGGUGGGACCCAAGAUCCUGAGUUUCUUUGAAGAGUAUUUCGGCCUGCCUUUCCCUCUCCCAAAGAUGGACAUGGUUGCGUUACCCGACUUCUUUGCAGGAGCCAUGGAAAACUGGGGUCUCAUCACUAGCAAGGAAAAUUACCUCAUGUAUAAUCCAGAAGUGUCAACACCACAAACAAGAGCAUUUAUCACAGAGGUAAUAUCCCACGAAUUGGCUCACCAGUGGUUUGGGAACCUGGUGACGCCCGUGUGGUGGGAUGACCUCUGGCUCAACGAGGGAUUUGCUACCUAUAUAAAUUUCCUUGGGAUUGAUCAUGCAGAGCCAUCAUGGAAAGUAAUGGAAACGUCCCUCGUCGAAAGAGUUCACAGAGUGUUUGGUCUUGACAGUUUGGAGUCGUCACACAAGAUCAGCAUUCCCGUCGAUCACCAGAUGAAAUCUUCGAAGUCUUUGAUGGAAUAUCAUAUGAAAAGGGUUAGAGCAUCUAUCAUCAGGAUGAUGACCCACUACCUCACUGAAGCAACAUUUAGGAAGGGGUUGACCAGCUACCUGAAAGCACUUUCAUACAAGAAUGCAGUGAAAAAUGACUUGUGGAAAUAUUUAACAUUGGCGGCUCACGAGGACGGCAUUCCCCAGGACGUGACUGUUAAGAUGAUCAUGGAUACGUGGACGCUGCAGAUGGGCUACCCCGUCAUCCACGUGAAAAGGAGCCUGGAUGGAACCUCCGCCAUGUUGACGCAGGAACGCUUCCUUUUAGAAAGGGGCACAAACUCUUCCAACAUCAGAGACUACAAGUGGUGGGUGCCGCUGACCUACACGACCCAGAGCGAGGCCAACUUCAACCAGACUCAAGCCAAGUUAUGGAUGAUGGACACUGAAGAUUACAUCGUGGUCUCCUCCCUUCCACCAAAUGACCAGUGGGUCAUCUUCAACCUGCAGCAAACGGGCUACUACCGAGUCAACUACGACGACCACAACUGGAAUCUUAUCAUCCAGCAGCUGAAGAAGGACCACCAGGUUAUCUGCCCCAUCAACAGGGCGCAAAUAAUCGAUGACGCUAUGAACUUCGCUAAGGCAGGUCGUCUCAGCUACAACAUCGCCAUCGAUGUGUAUGCAUAUCUGCGAAAGGAAGGGGAGUAUCUGCCUUGGGCCACAGGAGUCAAUAAGCUCAGUUACAUAGAGAACAUGUUCAAACGAAGAAGCGGAUACGGCGCACUGAAGCGCUACCUCCUGGAGUUGGUGUUGCCGCUCUAUGAAAACGUCGGAUUCGACGACAAGUUGGAGGAUCCUCAUUUGGAGCAAAGGAAGAGGAAGAUCGCCGUGAACUGGGCAUGUAAACUUGGCCACAAGGACUGCCUCGACAAGGUGCUCACCCUCUACAGGCAGUGGAUGGCGAAUCCUGACAACACAAGCCUUAUUCCAUCAAACCUUAAAUGGACGGUGUACUGCCACGCCAUAAAGGAGGGCGGGGAGGCCGAGUGGGACUUCGCUUGGGAGCAGUACUUGAAGACCAACGUCGCCAGCGAGAAGACGCUCCUUCUCUCCGCUAUGGCCUGCACUGAAGAAUCUUGGAUCCUCUCUAGGUACCUUGAAAUGGCCAUUAACACCACCAGUGGCCUAAGACUGCAAGAUGUAAUGGUUGUAUUAGGAAACGUCGCUACCAAUGAUGUGGGACGCCCCUUGGUAUGGGACUACCUCACACUUAACUGGAACGAUAUCUAUGCAUUAGAGAAGAAGAAGAGAGGGGAAUUAAUGAAACAAAUUACGGGACCCUUCAAUACAAAACAGGAACUUGAAAAGGUCGAGUCCUUCGUAACGAGCGGCGUGUCCUUGGAGGGGAACCAGAGGAGCGUCCAGCAGGUCGAAGAGAAAGUCCGAAACAACAUCGCCUGGAUGGACGCCAACUAUGACGUCAUCGUCCAGUGGCUGGAGGAGAACGGCUACUCCUCGAAGCUCAGGGUCGCUUAGGGUCAUCUGCGUCCUCGCCUUUCCUUAGGUUUUGCUUGAAGGUCAUCGGGCAUGUCAGAUUUUCUUUUUGUUCACACACACACA
Penaeus vannamei (Pacific white shrimp) is the source of this 2790-nucleotide messenger RNA. NCBI's taxonomy places the organism in Eukaryota, Metazoa, Arthropoda, Malacostraca, Decapoda, Penaeidae. The record is from RefSeq and is a predicted model, not a curated record.